Molecule: messenger RNA, 2200 nt
Organism: Lycium barbarum (goji berry)
Lineage: Eukaryota; Viridiplantae; Streptophyta; Magnoliopsida; Solanales; Solanaceae
Exons: 9
Coding region: 283-1905 (540 amino acids)
Cellular component (GO): plasma membrane; plasmodesma
Source: RefSeq, a predicted model, not a curated record
CAAAAUACGGAAUCGACGAAGUCCACCUCCAGCUUUUCUUCUCACACGUCUUUGCAGUUUUCACUCUGUUUCUUUUUAAAAAAAUUCGUAUAAGUCAAUGUUAUCCUUAAGUUAACCAAAGGUUAAUGAUUCCCUUUUCAGCUUCCUUCCUAAGAGGUUACUUUCUUUGUAAUACUGGAUAUAAGUAGUGGAUAGCCACAUAUAUCACUCAACAAAAACUCAAAACUCAACAAGAAUUCUCCAAAGUUGGAAACUUUUUGUCCCAGAAAUUUAUGACCAGUCAUGUCUUACACAAAACCAAACCCAAUUCCUCUUACUGUUACACUUACUUUGUUCUUAUUAUCUGCAGUCUCCUUUUCUUUCGUUAAUGGGACUUCUCCGGUUGAUGGUGUUUCCAGUGAGCCAAUAUAUGGUGUGGUUUCAUCAGGAAGUAAAAGGCUUCUGGCGGAGAACAAUGGUACUGGAAACUCAUCUUUAGUACUGGCUGCUGAAAGAACCCAUAGACAAGAUCCACUUGAAGAUAGGAAAUACUAUACUGGUGGAUGGAACAUCAGUAACAAACAUUAUUGGGCUUCAGUUGCUUAUACUGGUGCUUCUCUUUUCCUCAUUGCUUUAUUCUGGUUUGUGGCGUGUGGCAUUUGCUUGCUUCUAGUUUGUAUCUGUUGUUGUUGCUGCCGGAGAGGACGUUAUGGUUACUCUCGAACUGCUUAUGCACUUUCUCUUAUAUUUCUCUCGGCGUUCACCAUUGCUGCAAUAAUUGGUUCUGCUUUUCUGUAUACCGGACAAGGGAGAUUUCAUGACGGUACAAAACAUACAUUGGAUUAUGUUGUACAACAAGCAGGAUCAACGGUUGGCAGUUUAAGGAAUGUGUCAAGCAUUCUGGCUGUUGCCAAGCACACUAGAGUUGGUCAAUUCUCUCUUCCUCAAAGUGUUCAAGACAACAUUGACAAGGUUGACACCAAGAUUAGCUCGGCUGCUGAAACUCUUGAAACGGAAACUGAGAAGAACAAGAAGGAUAUCAUGAUGAUCUUAGACGAUGUGAGGCUAAUUCUUGUCAUUGUUGCUGCUGUAAUGCUUGCUGUGGCCGCGCUUGGUUUCUUGUUCUCUGUACUUGGCCUGCAGUUUCUCGUAUACAUCCUAGUCAUCAUAGGCUGGAUCCUUGUUGCAGUCACAUUUAUCUUAUGUGGUGCAUUUCUUGUUCUUCACAAUGCAACGGGGGACACAUGCGUGGCCAUGGAUGAUUGGGUAAAAAACCCAUCAGCUCAUACAGCACUCGAUGAUAUAAUCCCUUGUGUGGACACUGCUACUGCCCAAGAAACAUUGUCUCAGAGCAAAGAGGUCACCUACCUAUUGGUUGGAGUGGCUAACAGGAUCAUCACCAAUGUUUCAAACAUCAAUCUGCCUUCAGGUGUUGGUUACAACCAAUCUGGUCCACUGGUCCCUAACCUCUGCAAUCCGUUUAAUUCGGACAAGACAGACCGGAAAUGUGCGAGUGGUGAAGUGGAACUUAGCAAUGCUACACAGGUUUGGAGGAAUUAUGUCUGCCAAGUUUCAGCAAGCAAUGUGUGCACCACUGUGGGCCGUCUGACCCCUUCUAUGUACGACCAAAUGACUGCUGUAGUUAACGUUAGCAACGGCCUGUAUCAUUCUGGACCUUUCCUUAGCGAACUACUUGACUGCACUUUCCUUCGAGAUACCUUGACUGUCAUUCACAAUGACCAUUGUCCUGAUUUGAAACAAUACAGUAAGUGGGUCUACGUUGGUUUAGCUCUAGUCUCAGCUGCAGUAAUGCUCUCACUCAUUUGUUGGGUACUAUACGCAAGAGAGAGGCGUCACCGGAAAUAUACCAAACUUGUUGAUGCUACAUCUGGUCAAGAAUCUUUGGAAGGGAAAAGGCUGGGGUGAUUUUUCAAAUAUUUUGGACCUCUUAGAGAGCAGCAAGACAUUUGUUUAUUUUCUGAUGUAUAUAGUAUGGCUAAUACCAGUUAUAUCUGCAGUAUAUUCCAUGCUUUUAAGUACGACAUGAGGAAGACGUGAACUUUAUAGUAUGUUUGUUUAUGACAAGUCGAUUAGGGACUUGUAGGGAUUGCUAGAAGUUGUUCAUACACGACGCUAGGAUUGAUGCAGAUUGUUGUGUGUAUACAGGACAUGGACAUCAAAUUUUGUGUUUAUAUAACGCCCCUCUCGUUUAUUGCAUUAA